Messenger RNA from Penicillium cosmopolitanum, 1551 nucleotides. RefSeq names its product Aldehyde dehydrogenase C-terminal. Gene Ontology annotation, molecular function: aldehyde dehydrogenase (NAD+) activity. Lineage: Eukaryota; Fungi; Ascomycota; Eurotiomycetes; Eurotiales; Aspergillaceae. The record is from RefSeq and is a predicted model, not a curated record. The transcript has 3 exons. Bases 1 to 1551 code for a protein of 516 amino acids.
AUGUCGGCUGUUUAUUACCUGUGGGUCGCUGGUAAAUGCCAACCCGGGAAAGAGGACCUAAUCCCUAUCGAGAAUCCUGCUACCGGAGAGAUCUUUGCGAAAUGUCAUGCAGCAUCCGAGGAAGAUGUCGAUAAUGCGGUCCAGAUUGCGCACUCGGCAUACAAAUCUGGCAUAUGGUCACGGGCAUCUCGUCACAAACGAGCGGAAGUACUUGAAAAUUGUGCUGGCUGUCUUGAAGAAGCAUUGCCAGAAUUGAUCGAUUUUGAGGUGAAACAAACCGGUCGCGUAGUACGUGAGAUGAAAGCCCAGGUUCCGUCGCUUGUGCGAUGGUUUCAAUACUAUGCCUCGUUACUACGGGUGGAAGAGCGUUCCGUUCUUCCAACUACUGGCAAGCUUCACAACUUCACUGAAAGACUACCCCUGGGUGUUGUGGUGCAGAUCACCUCAUUCAAUCACCCUCUACUGAUUGCAGUGAAGAAACUAGCACCUGCUCUAGCAGCUGGGAAUAGUGUAAUAACCAAGCCGAGUGAGCUCACUCCCCUGACUACUCUCCUUUUAGGCAGAAUCCUUCAACGGGCAGGGAUUCCAGAUGGAGUUUUCACAGUUCUGCCUGGGUUUGGAUCAAAAACCGGGAGAUUCCUGGUUUCGCACCCAUUGGUGCGUAAGGUGGAUGUGACUGGAAGCACCGAUGCGGGGAAAGCGAUCGGAGCACUGGUGGGAGGCAAUCUGUGUCGAUAUACAGCCGAGCUGGGAGGCAAGGCACCGCUUUUACUCUUCCAUGACGCAGAUAUCGAUGUCGCAGUCAAUGGAGUUGCAUUUGGAAGCUAUAUUGCUAGCGGACAAACAUGUGUGGCAAGCACAAGAAUCCUUGUUGAUAACAGAAUUCUGGACCAAGUGUUACAGAAAUUGAAGACAAAGGUCGAGAGCAUUACUGCUCAAAUAGGGUCUCCUACAAAUAUCGACUCAGUGAUGGGCCCUCUUAUAUCUGAAAAACAAAUGAUCAAAGUACAAGAAUUGGUUGAUGAUGCUGUUGAGAAUGGAGCUGCGAUCCCUCUCGCUGGGGGCAAACGUCUAGUCGGAAGAAGCUCGCUAGAUGGAUCCAAUCUUUCGAAGGGAUAUUUCUUCGAACCCACUGUCCUAGUGCCAGGAAGAAAGGAUUUAACUACAGCAUCUAUUUGGCGCCGUGAAGCAUUCGGUCCUGUUAUUGUUGUGCUUGGCUUUGACACGGAAGAGCAGGCCGUUUAUUUAGCGAACGAUACAGACUUUGGCCUCGGGGCAGGUAUCUGGACCAAAGACCUUUCGCGAGCUUUUCGAAUAUCCGAAAUGAUCGAGGCCGGAAUCGUCUGGGUCAAUACUCAUCAUCGAAAUGACCCCAGUAGCCCGUGGGGAGGUGCAAAGUCAGCCAGUGGAGUUGGCAGUGAAAAUGGAGUCGAUGCUUACCAUGAUUACACUUCCACCAAGAGCACAAUUAUAAACUUCGCUCGGCCUGAGGAAUCGUUGGAUAUGGAUGACUGGUUUGGAAAAUCCGCCAAAAAUGUCCGGUACGGGUAG